CCAGGCCCCGGCCGGGCAGAAGCACAGGGCAUUUGUUAUGCACCUUAAGCCGUACUGGAAACUCCAGAAGAAAGAGCACCCUCUUGAAAUCAGCGGGGACACUCUGAGAACACCUAUGAGCCACGGAAAGGCCAGCAGUGAUGAGAAGGCCAGAGCCAACUACAUGAAACCAACCGUCCUUCCUUCGGCCUCCCUCGUCAAAGCAUCAUCUAGAAAACCUUCCGGGGUCCUUUCUCCAAAUGUUCUGUGCAGUAUGAGUGGGAAGAGCCCUGUAGAGAGCAGCUUGAAUGUUAAAGCCAAAAAGAAUGUGCUGUCUGCAGCAGUGCACCAGAGUGAGGAGGGACUGCCUGGGGGCUGGACUAUUGUCAAACCUGAGAACACGAAAGAGAAAAUUGCAUUCUUUGCAGCCCACCAGUGUAGCAAUAGGAUAGGCUCUAUGAAAAUUAAAAGUUCCUGGGAUAUCGAUGGAAGAGCCACUAAAAGAAGGAAAAAAUCAGGGGAUCUCAAGACCAAGUUACAACUAGAAAUGAUGAGAGAGAUCAACAGCCAGUGGUGUGGCGUCGAGUACUGUUCUGUACAUUCCAUGAGUGACAGUGGGGAUGGUGUCUGUGCUGCAAGGCCUCUGUCAGUGAUACAGAUGGUUGCCUUCCUCGAGCAGAGAGCCACUGCUCUGCUAGCUAGCUGCACAAAAAACUGCACAAAUUCGUCUGCCAUUGUGAAGAUUUCUGGCCAGUCCCGAGGUAUGCCACCUGUACCUGAGCCCUUUUCUGCUCUAGAAACUUGUGAAGAACCCAAGGAACGAGAAAAUCCUGAGACUGGCAGAUCCCAGAGUGAGCCGGUCCGUGUCCUUGACAUGGUAGCCAGGUUGGAGUCUGAGUGCCUGAAGCACCAGGGCCAGCGGGAACCUGGGAGCUUAUCACGCAAUAACAGCUUCCGUCGAAAUGUAGGCAGGGUGUUGCUCACUAAUGGUUCUCAGGCCAGUGACAAAAAUGAAGAGAGCUCUGCAGACACAGCCGACCCUCAGGAGCACCCCUUGCAGCCNGUAUCUGUGGGUGAAGAACCCUCCGUAACUGAGCAUCAUUUUGUAGGGGAGCAGGCCUGGGAUGGCACUUCUCAGAGCUGUCCCUCAUUGCCAGCCGCUGUGAGCUUCCACACGGACAGCACAGAGGCAGAGCCCGGGCAGCAAACAGCUGUGAAGAACUGCAGCCGGGGUGACGUAGAAAUGGUGGAGGAAUUUGAUGAAUUGCCUACAGAUGCUGUCAGUUGUAUAAGUAGAGAGCUUGUAACACUCACAAAACACAAUCCUGAGCAGAGACAGGACCCGCUGUGCAUCAGCGUCACUGUGUGCACAGUAGACAAAGCCCAGCCGUCGGCUUUAGACUCCCUUGAAGAGCCUCUUCCUGGGAUGCUCUUCUUUCUGUCAUCUGGACAGGAGCAGGAAGAGCACCCCCAGCCGAGGGAACCCCCAGCACCAGAGGCCUCAGAGGCCAGUCAGCCUCAAGAUGCUGCUGANGGCAGCAGUGCUCGUGAGGAGAAAGAUGCCUCUGUGGAGCCGCUCGUCCCAGCAGCCUCUGGGGGAGGGAGCACCUUACAGGUGCUUGAGGCAACCACGUGCAAAAAGCAGGUGUCGCAGGACUUCCUGGAGACCAGGUUUAAAAUCCAGCAGCUUCUGGAGCCUCAGCAGUACAUGGCAUGCCUGCCCCACCACAUCAUGGUGAAAAUCUUCAGGUUACUCCCUACCCUGAGUUUAGCAAUUCUUAAAUGUACCUGUCGCUACUUCAAGUCCAUCAUUGAAUACUACAACAUCAGACCAGCAGAUUCUCGGUGGGUUCGAGACCCACGAUAUGGAGAAGACCCUUGCAAGCAGUGCAAGAAAAGGUAUGUGAAAGGGGAUGUGUCCCUGUGCCGGUGGCACCCCAAACCCUAUUGCCAGGCUUUGCCAUAUGGGCCUGGGUACUGGAUGUGCUGCCACCAGUCUCAGAAGGGCUUUCCUGGCUGUAAGUUAGGCCUUCAUGACAAUCACUGGUUACCGGCCUAUCUCUUUCUAGUGACUUGCCUUAUACAAACACAACUAGGAGAUACACAACAAGGAGACUUGAAUGUGACAACCGAAAGUAGUCCAAAUCAGAUUGGGAAAGGCUAA
Mus pahari (shrew mouse) is the source of this 2143-nucleotide messenger RNA. Its product is annotated as F-box only protein 34-like. The record is from RefSeq and is a predicted model, not a curated record. NCBI's taxonomy places the organism in Eukaryota, Metazoa, Chordata, Mammalia, Rodentia, Muridae. Gene Ontology annotation, molecular function: protein binding.